Messenger RNA from Neoarthrinium moseri, 333 nucleotides. RefSeq lists its product as uncharacterized. The transcript is spliced from 2 exons. Lineage: Eukaryota; Fungi; Ascomycota; Sordariomycetes; Amphisphaeriales; Apiosporaceae. The record is from RefSeq and is a predicted model, not a curated record. The coding region runs from base 1 to 333 and encodes 110 amino acids.
AUGGCUCCUGCCGAGUCAGGCUGGAGCAACGCGCAGCAGAACGCGCUCCUAAUGUCGAUCAUCCUUGAGACGAACCCGAACCUUACCAUGAGUGGCUGGGACAAGAUUGCCGGUCGUAUCUCUGGCAUGGACCGACACAUCAACAGGAACAUCUGCCAGAAGCAAUUCAAGGCGAUUCGCCUUGAAUAUGAGGACAAGUUCGGCAAGAUUGGCGGUGCGAAGCGCAAGAUCGACGCCCCCGAGGCCCCUGCCAAGAAGAAGGCCAAGACCAAGGCUGAGGUCAAGGACGUUGCUGAGGCUAUCCUUAAGGUAGAGGAAGACGACGAGCAGUAA